Messenger RNA from Hemicordylus capensis (graceful crag lizard), 1212 nucleotides. It is a transcript of the gene PRDX1, whose product is annotated as peroxiredoxin 1. Gene Ontology annotation, molecular function: thioredoxin peroxidase activity. The coding region runs from base 183 to 782 and encodes 199 amino acids. The record is from RefSeq and is a predicted model, not a curated record. Gene Ontology annotation, cellular component: cytosol. Gene Ontology annotation, biological process: cellular response to stress; response to oxidative stress; hydrogen peroxide catabolic process. The transcript is spliced from 6 exons. Lineage: Eukaryota; Metazoa; Chordata; Lepidosauria; Squamata; Cordylidae.
GCGGAGCCAACGGACCGGCUUCCCGUCUUCAGGUCGGUUUCCUCGCGAGAUUCUGGAAGUUAUAAAGCUACAUGGCGGCACCGCCUGAAGGGCUGGAGGAUCUUCGUGUUUCUAGCUGGCGGCGUAGUGGGAGCAUCGCUUAGUUGCGCCCUAGGUCUUGCAUUUCUCAAGCUCUUUUCAGAAUGUCCUCGGGAAAAGCAUACAUUGGGAAGCCAGCCCCAGACUUUCAGGCCACAGCUGUAAUGCCUGAUGGGCAAUUCAAAGACCUCAAGCUCUCCGACUACAGAGGCAAAUACAUUGUGUUCUUCUUCUAUCCACUUGACUUCACCUUUGUCUGUCCAACUGAGAUCAUUGCAUUCAGUGACAGGUCUGAUGAGUUCCGGAAAAUCAACUGUGAAGUGAUUGGGGCUUCUGUUGACUCUCACUUUUGUCAUCUUGCCUGGAUCAACACUCCUAAAAAACAGGGUGGUCUAGGCAGCAUGCGCAUUCCCUUGGUGUCUGACACAAACCGUGUAAUUUGUAAAGAGUAUGGAGUGCUUAAAGAAGACGAAGGAAUUGCUUACAGGGGUCUCUUUAUCAUUGAUGAUAAAGGGAUCUUACGCCAGAUCACAAUAAAUGAUCUCCCUGUUGGCCGCUCGGUUGAUGAAACACUCCGGCUAGUUCAGGCUUUUCAAUUUACAGACAAGCAUGGAGAAGUGUGUCCUGCUGGCUGGCAACCUGGGAAUGACACAAUCAAGCCUGAUGUAAAGCAGAGUAGAGAAUUCUUCUCCAAGCAGAAAUAAUGUUGUGUUGUGCUUUUGUGGACAAGGAAAUUAUUCUGCAACCAGUAUGAGAGCAAAAAAUGGACCUGUCUUCAUCAUUUUCUUAUUUAAAGAGUUAUCAUAUUGUGAACUAAGAGGCCUAUGGCUGUAAUUUACAAUCCACUUAUUCUGGAUCCAUCCAACUGAUUGUAGGGUGGACUCGGAGUAAAUGGAUUGGAACAUUUUAACUGCUGUCAAUAUUGGCCAAUUAUGUCAUACUGUUCAGAGGCAGGAUAGAGAACUUGUUCCUUGUGUGUAUGUCAGUUUACCAAGGACCAAUGGUGAUGCAUAUAGAACAGCUGUGUUUUGGUAUUUUGUAUUAAACUUGUGUGGGGAAAUGGGAAUUGGGUGUGUCUGUCAAAUUCCCCAAGUUCUCAAUAUGGUAAGGAAAUAAAACAACUUCUGAGAGAAA